CAGGAGCAGUACGUGGUUUCCUUCCUGAUUGUCUGGCAGAUAUGCAGUCUGUGACAUGCCACGAUAAGCCUUUCCUGGCUGCGGGUGCUCGGGCUAAAGGUGUGAAUUAGAAGAACAUCAUAUCAACGCAGGAGGAAGACAAGCGGCAGGAAGUUUGGAGAGCGCCACUCGCAGGCGCCUCGAGUUCCGCGCGGGCCCCGACGCUUCUCUCUCCGACAAGUUCUGUUGGAGACGACACAUUUGACGGGGCUUGCCGAGAACGAAUGGAGAAGUAUAAGGAGGGCAGUGAAGAGUCUGAGUUAGUCACUACAGCUGAUGGCAGUGAAGAGUCUGAGUUAGUCAUUACAGUUGAUGGCAGUGAAGAGUCUAAGUUAGUCACUACAGUUGAUGGCAGUGAAGAGUCUAAGUUAGUCACUACAGCUGAUGGCAGUAACGAGUCUAAGUUAGCUAAGACAGGUGAUGGCAGUGAAGAGUCUAAGUUAGUCACUACAGCUGAUGGCAGUAACGAGUCUAAGUUAGCUAAGACAGGUGAUGGCAGUAUCGAGUCUAAGUUAGCUAAGACAGGUGAUGGCAGUAAUGAGUCUAAGUUAGUCACUACAGCUGAUGGCAGUAAUGGAUGUGAGUUAGUCACUACAGCUGAUGGCAGUAAUGGGUCUAAGUUAGUCACUACAGCAGAUGGCAGUAACGAGUCUAAGCUAGUCACAACAGGAUAUAGCAGUAACGAGCUUAAGGUAGCCAAGGCAGGUGAGCGGAGCAAGGUGUCUGUGUUCAGUGAGGAACCUCGUCAAGACAGCAACAGGCAGGAAAUUAUUUCCAAGAUCAAGAGGGGCCAAACAGCUGUGGCAUCGAAUGUAGGAGGGACGGACGAUAGCACGAGUUCACAUGUGCAGCUGAUGGAGGAGGAGACUGCUGUACUCGUGGAGAACCUGCCUCGUGACCUGGACAAGGUACUCAAGGGGAAACUACAGAAAUAUUUCCAGAGCAAGCGGUCCGGUGGUGGGGAGUGCCAGCUGAUCUCUCACCGGGACUCAAAGCGCAAAGCCAUCGUGAAAUUCACCUCUAAACAAGUGCGGAACAGUGUCUUAGCUAAAGGUGAGCACGUGAUUGAGGUGUCCAGUGAUGAGAAGGCGGAGGUGCACGUCACUGCCUUCACGGCCUCACCAGCAACUCCUGCGGAGCCUGGAGCAUCCAUCGAUUUACAAACCUCAGCCAAUGACAAAAGUGAAGAGAGUGAAAAGGCAAAGGAAACCCCAUUGGAUAAAUCAACAGAUACGCCAGAGAAACUCAAGCCUUUGAAAGAGACACUGAAUUCAUAUUUGCUGAAGUUUAUCACAUCGAAUGAAGAGCACAGGUCAGAGCUGGAAAGAGCCCUGGAAAAAUCCAGAUGCAAAUUCAAGGCGUUGGACGUUAAUACCAUCUCACUCUUACCAUUAAAUGAGUCAAUCACAGACCACAAUGAAUGGCAAGGUUCGGUUACAAAGAUGUUUACACAAUUUAUUGAGGGUUAUGCUCAUGAAACAAUAACAUGCACAGAAAAAGAAUGGCAGGAGGUAGAAAGAAAUAAUGAACAAAAAAAGGAUGUAGAAGUUUUGUAUAAGAAUGGCAUACAACUGACUGGGAAAUCUGAUGAAGUAAAAAAAAUAAAACAAAAAAUAGAAGACAUCAUGAGCGAGUUUAAUAAAGGUAGUUUAUUUACGAAUAUUGAACCUCAUUAUUUUGAAUUGCUACAGGAUAAGCUCUGCAUGAGCUUUCCAGGUGUACAAUUUGACAUGGAUAGCAAAGCAUCAACAUUGUACCUCAAGGGAAAUGCCAGAAAAGUUGAGGAUGCCAAAAAAUAUAUAGACUCCAGCAUAGAAAACUCAGACAAAAAGAAAUGUAGCUUUGGAAGUUAUCUGAACGACUUUAUAAGGAAAACUGACCUCAAUGCCUUGGUGCAAAUGCACUUUAGUGAUAAUAACAUCAAAGCCCUUUGUGGAUUUGAUGAAAAUGGAAUCUACAUUUAUUCACUAGAGGGUUAUUCUGAACAGGCCCAUGACAUUUUAAAUCGCAUCUUAAAGGAUCUGCUUUUUCUGGUUACUAAAAAGUACGUAGCUGUCAUGAAAAGUGAACAGUGGAAUGUGUUUUUUAAAAAACUAGAGCACACAUUUUCUUCUGGAAAUAUUAACUGCAUAUUCACUCCUUCAAAGCACAAUGAUGGCACCUGCCGUGCAAUUUACAUCGCAGGGAUAGCAGAGGCAGUAGAAAAGGCAGAUAAGGACUUGACAAGCUAUUUCAAAGACAACACUGCUGAAGAAAUAAUUCCUUUGCAGAAUGAAGCAUUGUGCAGUUGCAUCAUUGAAUACAUGAAGAUCAUCAAACAUCCUGCAUUCAAAAGUGUUUCUGUCGAAAGGCACGAUUCACUGAUGGAUAUCAUUAUUAUGGGCCACAGUGAAGAGGUAGAGAAACACAAGCAGUCUAUAAAUAAUGUGGUUUCAAAAGUCAACAAAGAACUUCGGAAAAAUGAGAGAGGCGUACCAGAUGCAAAGAGCAUCUCUAUGUUCCUAGAGAAAUACAGAGGGCGCAACUCUCGAUGUUCUAGUCAGAAUCAAGAACAAUUUGCUUCAGUGGCAGGUGCUUCAGAAAGACCAGUUGCAACUCAACAAAGGCCUCCUGUAAGAUUGCCUGGCAAUCGAUUUUUGUUUGUGCAUGAAGACGACAUUUUAAAUUUGAAUGUAGAUGUGAUCGUAAAUGCAGCAAAUGCAAAUUUAAAUCAUUUAGGGGGGCUCGCUAAAGUACUGUCUGAUGCAGGAGGUACAGUCAUUCAGCAGGAGAGUGAUUCUUACGUCAGAAAGCAUGGAAAAGUGCCUACAGGAGAGUUGGCCAUAACGGGGCCAGGCCACCUGCCAUGUAAGAAGGUUUUUCAUGCUGUUGGCCCUGCGUGGGGAGAUUACCGGCAUAAUACAUCUGUAGGAAUCUUUCUUCUUCGAAAGGUUAUCACGAAUGCGUUAAAGAAGGCUGAUGAAGAAGGUUUCAAAUCCAUUGCAAUUCCUGCCAUUAGUGCUGGAAUAUUUUCCUUUCCACUGGAUAUCUGCUCUAAAGAAAUUUGGCAUGCUAUUUUUGAGUACUGUAAAAUGACUCAUGAUUGCCCGAAAACCCUGACUGAUAUUCACAUCGUGGAUAUUAAUGACGAAUUCAUUUAUAAAUUGAGAAAAACCAUAGAGCUUACAAUGAACCGUAAGGACCGAUCAGAAGAGCAAUCGAGUAAAACCCAUAAGAUGCAGGAUGAAGAAGAGGAUGAGGGCCCUAACAAAAAAAUUAAAUUCGCUUGUUAUGAAACUGAAGAUAGAGUCACUGCUUGGGAAAAUCGUAAAACAAAGGAGACAUUUUCUGCAGAAAUGAACGACAUUCAAAGAAAUUCUAUUACCACGAAGGAAGGAAGAACGAUACAAGUUGUAUUUGGAAAUAUUGAAGAUCAAACGACUGAAGUUAUCGUGAACUCCACGUUUAUUGAAAUGAAGCUCGACAUUGGAGGUGCAACAUCUGCUGCUCUUCUUCGUAAAGCUGGGCCUGCACUCCAGGAUGAACUUAACAGAAAAAAUACCUAUCGCAUUGGUCAUGGAGACAUCAUAAGCACAGACACCUCAAAAUUUCGUCUCUCUUGCAAGAAAGUGUACCAUAUUGCUGUGCAACCUGUUAAAAUCAAAGGGUCUGUGGACAAAAUGACAUUGGACUGCCUGAAGAAAGCUCACAAAGAAAAAGUGACAUCCAUCUCCUUCCCAGCCCUGGGCACUGGGAAUUUAAACUGCCCACCACAACAGGUUGCUCGUGCCAUGCUGUCAGCUGCCAUCCAGUUCAACAAGGAGCAUAAAGACGAAAUCCUUCAGCUCAUUCAGUUUGUGAUCUUAAGGUCUAAACCAGACAUAUUUAAGGCUUUUGAAAACGAAAUAUCGAGUUCCAUAUCGGACUCCGAAGCCAGAGCGCCCAACCUUAAGCAGGAGGAAAGGUUUCAAACUGGCGCAGAGCAUAAUAAGAAACUAUUUAAAAUACAGGGAAUUACUGUCGAGCUGUGCAGUGGGGAUAUCACUCAAGAGAAGACGGACGCCAUUGUCAACUCCACAGACACUAGUAUGAGUGUGACCUCAGGAAUUAGCAGUGCUAUCCUUAAGGCUGCUGGACAUACGAUUCGAGAUGAAUUCUCAAAAGAACAUCCCAAGUUGGGAGACAUUGUUGUGACCACAGCAGGCCAAUUGGAGUGCAAAUAUAUUUUGCACAUUGCAGGGCUUCAGGGUAAUAUUGAACAAACCUGUUCAAGAAUACUACAUGAAUGUCAAAAGAAAAAUAUAAAAUCGGUGUCUUUUCCAGCAUUUGGUACAGGUAAUGCGAAUCUAUCACCUCGGAACGUUGCUUCUGGUAUGCUAAACGCAAUCCAUGCGUUUGCAAAAGAAAACAAACCUACAAUUGUGACCAACAUACGUAUUGUGUUUGUUGAAAAUUCGCUUUUGAACGUCUUCCAAGACGUCUUUCAUGGACGCAUCCACUAACAUCACUUUGCUGCACCUAACAAUUACGUAAUUGUCUUGUUUGCUUCCAGAUUACACUUAUGUUUUCAUCACUAAUCUAAAUUGAUAUCCGAUGGGUUUUUAUCCACAUCUAAAUGUAUGUCUAUCAUGCAAUAUUAAAAUACAGUAAGUUAUCUACUACGUUGGGGAUGCAUCCUUGGAAAACGCGACAUGAGGCAAAACAUAAAUCUAAACACCUAUUUUACCAUUGACUUAAUUAUGUUUCUGGGGUACAUUUUUCGUCAAAAUUUGAGAAAAAAUAUUGUCUUAAAAAAGAUUCCUAACACGUUUAAAUAAAAAAGUUAAAUCACAGUGCUCACCAGAGAUGGCGGCGGAGAUUGCACAAACAGGGACUCCUCUACUUACGAACGAGUUAGGUUCCAGGUCUGUUCAUAAGUCGAAUUGUUCGUAAGUACAACUUUACUUUCGUCGAUUUAAAACAAACACGGGGAAUGGCUUUAAAAGUUAUAUAAUAUCCUGUAGAUGCCACUGGUUCUUCAUGUUCUGCAGAUGUAGAUGCCACCACCGCCAUCUAUUGCUUGGGGGUUGAACUUACGACUCUUGGCCCAAACAGGAUACUGGACAUGUGGACAGGUUUGUUCGUAUCUCUAAAAGUUCGUAAGUAGAGUUCGUAGGUAGAGGAAUCCUUUGUAGGGAGUAGUACAAUAUGUACUCCUAUAUUGAAUACAUGCAUUUUAUUAUUAGUUCCCUAAUUCGUAGGCAAUGUUAGGGAAAGAGUGAAUAUUAGCAACAUAAAAAUAAGACUUGCUGCACUAUUAUUUUAUUUGGUUUAAUUUAUUCAGCAAUGCUUUAUCAUGCAGAAUUUCGAUUUAAAGCUUUCGUGACUGCAAGGAUUCAUCUUCUUUGGUUCUUCCGGUAAAGUCACGUAGAAUGAGAAUACAAUAAUAUAAUAAAAUAACACAAUAAAAUUCUUACGACGUUUCG
Messenger RNA from Petromyzon marinus (sea lamprey), 5483 nucleotides. The record is from RefSeq and is a predicted model, not a curated record. Lineage: Eukaryota; Metazoa; Chordata; Hyperoartia; Petromyzontiformes; Petromyzontidae.